This is a messenger RNA of Linnemannia hyalina, 957 nucleotides long. Lineage: Eukaryota; Fungi; Mortierellomycota; Mortierellomycetes; Mortierellales; Mortierellaceae. The record is from the annotation of a GenBank genome assembly.
AUGGAAAGAGUACUGACCGUCAAGAGAAGAAACCACGGACGCAACAAGACCGGUCGUGGCCACGUUAAGCCCGUCCGCUGCUCCAACUGCUCCCGCUGCGUCCCCAAGGACAAGGCCAUCAAGCGUUACACCGUCCGCCCUAUGGUCGAGUUGGCUGCCGUCCGUGAUAUCACUGAGGCUCUUGUCUACAAGGAGUACACCCUCCCCAAGUUCUACAUCAAGAUCCACUACUGCAUCUCCUGCGCUGUCCACGCCCACAUUGUCCGUGUUCGUUCCCAUGUCGGCCGUCGCAGCCGUGCUCCCCCACCACGCUUCCGCUUCAAGGAUGGUAAGAAGGUCGCUCCCGCUCAGGUUGCCAAGCCUCUCCUGAUCGAUGACGCAGGAUGGCGCCAAGCUGCUUAUGGUCGUCAGAGAAAGACGCGUUCCGUCUCAGGCAUCUCGCUCAAGACGCAAGCACUCUACGCAACGGUGUUCUUGACGCGCUAUACGGAUCUGUUUGCCAAUUUCCAAUCUCUCUACAACACCACCAUGAAGGUCUUCUUUAUCGCGUCCUCGUUGUACAUUGUGUACCUGAUGAAGUUCACGUUCAAAGCAACCAACGAUCCUCGUCUUGAUACCUUCAAAGUCCAAUAUGUCGUCGGUGGUGUCGCUGCUUUAGCGCUAAUCGCCAAUUAUGCGUUUACAGUCCAGGAGGUACUCUGGACAUUUUCGAUCUAUCUCGAAGCAGUGGCGAUCCUACCACAACUCUUCAUGCUCACCAAAACCGGCGAGGCCGAAGUCAUCACCACCCACUACCUCUUUGCAUUGGGAACAUAUCGUGGACUCUACCUCGUCAAUUGGAUCUAUCGGUACAGGACUGAGUACUACGUCGACUGGAUUGUCUGGAUUGCGGGAGCUGUGCAGACUGGACUCUACUGCGACUUUUUCUACAUCUACUUUACAAAGUAUGUAAACUAA